AUCAGGCGCGCAGCUGCGUGCAUGCGUGGCGACUGCGAAGGUGCCAAUCUCAGCUCUUGAUGUAGCUCUUGAUGUCGACUGAUGCCAAUGGUUUGUGAAGGAGCCUCGAACAGAGGGCUCCUCGGAGGGUUCUUCUUCGCAUUGGGCAACUUGCGAGGCGACUGUUCCUACAAUGUACUAAUAAAUGUAGCCUACAUUGUCAUUGUAGCUCUCACCAUUGGCAUUGGCUUGCUGUGCACAGCUAAUCAAAAUCUUAUACUCCGUUGUCAGUGUAGCCUGUACAAAUGGCAGCGCCAGGGCAGCUGGAGGACGACAGAAGCUCGGGGCUGGUUAUGCUGACAAUGCGAGAAGUGGAGGAGGCUCUAGCAUUCUGUGCAACUCUGUCUGACGAGAGUCCUAGCAGUGACGUUUCUGGAAGCAAGCGCGAGAGAUUGAGACGGCUCUCCACGUCGGAUGCGUUUACGAUCCACAUGCAGGUCGCGAGUGUAGCUAAAGCGCAGGACUUUGUGAAGAAGGGAGUCUUCAAGAUUCUGUGCCAGAAUCUACGCAGUCUAGAAGACGAGAAGGCUACCCUCAAUACUCUGGCCAACAUGGUAAACUUGAUGGAGCGUGUGCCGGAAUUGGUGGCAAAGGGAUGGGAAUUCGGCGCAGUGAAACCGAUUGCAGGGAUAGUCAAAGAUGCUGAUAAACAGGGCCUCUUCGGCAGAGCUGGGAUUCAGUCACAAACAGAGAAGCAAAACAGGGCCCUGUUGGGAGCACAGCUGUUGCGCGGGGCCCUCUGCUUCCUGUCGGUCAUGGGGAAGCCCCUGCAGAGCCAUCGGCCGGGGGAUCCCCCUUACAGAGCCACUGUGAAAACGUACAAAUGGCUGGCAAAAGAAGGGUUUGUGCUGCUAGCGGCGAAGGCUUGGUUGGCGCUAUCAGCGCUGGGGCCACAUUUGAGUAAUCCGAUGGAGCAGAAAAUCUUUGACUCGCUGUCGUUCAAUGCGUCGGCGAUUGUGCACGCGGCAGUGAGUCUGGAGUUGCAAAAUGAGGACCUGGUCACUAUGCCAGGUCUCCUCGACGCUGUGUGCCCGUACCUGCUGGGAGAGACCUCCGCCAUGUCCGAGGAUCUGAGCUCUGCACACUUCAACGCUCUGAGCGUCCUGGGAACGCUGUGGCUGGAGGACAGAUCGGACAGCCCCCAAGCGGCUCUGUACCGCAAUGCAAGGAAGAAGCUGGCGAGGCAUAACGACGCUUUGAACGUUGCGCUCGCUCUGCAGAAGUUAGUCGAGCACGGGGCACCGAAUCUGCACGCGGGUGUCGGGCACCUCCAAAUGUGCUUCAUCGAGCUAGCCUACCUUCUAUCGGUCGAGCACUCGGGCGACGUCCCUGCGCCGGUACUCGAGACCGCGUGCCACCUCAUGGGCACCGCCAUCGACGAGCGCCUCUACGAGCGCGCGCGCUCGGCUAUCGCCCACGCAUAUCACGCGGGCAGAUUGUCGGUGGACCAACUCUUCGCGCACUUGUUCCCCGAAUUCUUAGAUGCGGUCAAGUGCAAGAUCGUGCAAGCAGCGCCGGCAACGGUAAUGGUUGAGGAGCUCUACUGGCUCGCCAACAUGCUGGACUUUCUCGUACUGGCGUUCCGGUACGCGGUGCCGACGGUCUCGCGGGACGGGAGGUUCGUUCCGCCGAGCGACGCGGAGGAAGCGACGGAACUCCCAAUGAACGAGCUGCCUAGGUUGGUGACGUUGAUAGUCGCCAAAAAGGUGCCUGCUUUGCUGACACAGCUGUUUCGCUCGGUGUUCGUGCGGCGAGUGUACGACUUGUGCUCCGUGCUCGCCAUGAGUGCCAUAGGUCAGCGGGAGGAGUUGCGGAGGAGUCUCGCGGAGGCGUUAGUGGGGCCGUUGUCGGUUGCGAAGUUUGAGAAACUUCAAGAGGAUGACCCCGGGGCCGUUGAAAAGCGCGAGCGGGUGUUGAAGCUGCUGACGGAGGAUAUUCGGACAGACCGGAAAAUUUUGAAAUAUGGGGGCAUUCAAACCCGGACGGGUACCUCAAGCGUGAAGAUCGUAUACGAUUGGGGAUCCAACAAGUUCGAGGUGGUUGAAAGCUUUGCAAGGCAGAUCAAAACCUCCUUGGCGGGUAGGAGCCUGGAUGCGGAACAUCAUAGGCAUGUUGAAGCUAUCAUGGAGGACCUUCAAAAGUUGAGCGUUAGCACACGAACCGCACACGCCACACAGGAUAGCGCCUCAGAUGCUCCGGAAAAGGCGUGUGCAAAGUGUAGAACAAGAACAAGCUUCGCUAAGCGGUGUUCGGGUUGCAAGGUGGUGUACUAUUGUGGGGUUGAUUGUCAACGGAAGGACUGGCCGAAACACCGGACAGAUUGUAAAAGUAGAGCCAGCUAGUUAGGAGAUAAAAUUUGUUGAUAUGGCUCAGUAAGAGUCGUCAUUGAGAGUAUUUUUCAGACCUGGGUCAUGUCUCGUGCCUUGUUCAGUGGAUCAUCACGGACUCUAGCCCGACUAAGUAAGCUACUCCAGAACCUAGUCACCAGGCUUUGUACGUAUGGAAAAAACUUGCUUUGGCACGGACAGUUGUAACCGGCGUCUAGCUGACGUUAGGUUAUUGCAGAGGUGUUAUACCCGACUAGCUCAAUCCAUAGUGGGCGCGCAGCCGCCUUUUCAUUGUUGACCGUCA
Molecule: messenger RNA, 2670 nt
Organism: Klebsormidium nitens
Lineage: Eukaryota; Viridiplantae; Streptophyta; Klebsormidiophyceae; Klebsormidiales; Klebsormidiaceae
Source: the annotation of a GenBank genome assembly